GUGCAAACAGCCGAUAAAUUCCCUGCAUGUCUGCCUGCACCUGCCCCGAAUGCAAGGUUUUCCACCGCGGUGUGUUGCCUUUGACUGAGUAGCUAGGGCUGUAGGUUUUGUCAGGCAUCUCGACGUGACGUGCCCGCCGCCUGCUGACGUGCCCGCCGCCUGCUAAUUAACGUCCUGACUGUGCAUGUGGAUACUGGCUGGAGACUUCCUCCGCAGGACUCGGUGAACGAACAAUUGUGCAGUGGGAGAAGAUGAUGACGGCCACUCAGAUACUAUCGGCCGUGGUGCUCCUGCUGGUGCAGUUUGUGCAUGCGAAUGAAAUGCAUAAUUCAACGUGCCAGGCGACCAAUGGAAAGCGACUGCAGUGGAUUGCUCCCGCCGAUGGCCAGCAUAACUUAGCCAGUGCCACUGAGGUGUGCGGCCGCAUGGGAUACGUUCUGUUCGACUUCAGCGUCUUCACCGAUCUCCGAUUCGGACUGCGAAGGUGCGUCGAAAGCAUGCUGAAGGACAUGGCUGGCGACCUGCAUGAGGACCCGGUUGACGUGUGGACGUCGUUCGUCCACAGGGGACGGCGUGUCGUUUAUCGGCAAGGUCUCCAGACCGAGUCUGUCCGCUUUGACGCCAGCGGUUCCAGCGAUGCACAUGUCGUCUGCGUCAAGCUUUGCACCAGCAAGAACUGUAACUGCAGGCGCGGGUGGAGCGGAAGCAACUGUGACAAGCGUCAAUGCAAUGUGCGUGGGAAGUUGUAUGAUGAUGGAGAUGAGUAUUCCUACACCCAAGGCAACGCUCAAUGCACACCGCUGUGUGAGUGCCGGGAUGGACGUACACACUGUCCGCCCACACCGCAGUGCCCGAGCUUGCCCUGCCCGCCGGAACAGCGUCAACAGCGCAGCGAUGGUUGCUGCGACGAAUGCAUGCGUGACUGGGAACAGCAAGCUAUAACACCGCCAUGCAGUCGAACACCUGCUCCGUGCAGCCAUUUACCUGGCAGUCUGCACAACGGGAAGAAAGUCUGGACGUGUUCCAACAUGGGGUCGGAGACGGCCCAGUGUGUGUGUUACUUCUACCCGAUCAAUGGUGGCUGCUUUACCCAUCGUCCCCGGUAUCCCCGAUGCGGCUCAGGACACUCGACAGGCAAAUGCUGGCGUUAUAAUUCCAAGAGAACGUUCGCAGGACGUGUGGCGCCUGCCUAGCCAGCCGAGUGUUUUCCCCACCUUGAUCAUUAUUUUCUUCCCGUUGUAAAAUUUUCUUUCAAAUCUGCUUACUUGUAUUUCAGAUUUGUGCAAAUCCAAUGCACACCUAUAUCUCACAACCCUGGGGAAUGCCUGGGUAAUUAUAAUUAUCAUAUUA
Messenger RNA from Sycon ciliatum, 1350 nucleotides. RefSeq lists its product as uncharacterized. The record is from RefSeq and is a predicted model, not a curated record. The coding region runs from base 252 to 1193 and encodes 313 amino acids. Lineage: Eukaryota; Metazoa; Porifera; Calcarea; Leucosolenida; Sycettidae. Gene Ontology annotation, molecular function: protein binding. The transcript is spliced from 8 exons.